AGUCCACCACGCAGGACUUGUCAUCGUCCCCGACGUCCACAUCGCUGCUGCCGGCCUGGGGCGAUCCGUCCUCUUCCUCCCUCUUCAGGAGGUGGACAGCUCAUCACUUCCCAUGUUUCUCAGCUCAGACGAUGGACUGUCGGCCUGCUGCCUGUCAGUGACUUCUUCUGAUGAGGGGAAAAAAACUCUCCUCCUGGUGACUGUGCAAGAUGCUUCUGAGAGGAGAGCCGUGUUUCUCCAGAUCCAGGAUGUCCCCCUGAUAGAGCUCCUUUGUAACCUCUGUAUCCAUGGAGACACCAGAGCCUGGGCCAGCAGAUGGAGAGGAGCGUCUGGUAGAGCUGCGACCUCGGACACGCUCCAACCCUGAAGGUGCUGAGGACCGCCGCAGCAGCACAGGCAGCCUGGGCGGUAACAGUAACCCAAACAUUUCCCAGCCUGCGGUGGGGAGUCGGGUGGAGGGGGAGGGGGAGGCUUCGACCAGCGACAGUCCUCCGAGUUCUACCACCACGACUGUCUCAACAGCUGCAGCUCAGACUGUAGUUCCUCCUGCAGCUGCAGUGGUGGCUGCAGCCGGUGCAGCUGUGCCCCUGUCUACUGCUACUGUUGCAGCAAAAGAGAGGCCGAAGCCCACACAGCAGCAGCCCACGCUGACAACCUCUGUCCCUCCACCAGCAGAGUACCAGCUCCGUGUCCCCCGUGUCAACUGCCCAGAGAAAGUGAUUAUCUGCUUAGACCUUUCUGAGGAGAUGUCAUUGCCGAAGCUAGAAUCUUUUAAUGGGUCUAAAACAAAUGCCCUGAACGUAUGUCAGAAGAUGAUUGAGAUGUUUGUCAGAACUAAACACAAGAUCGACAAAAGGCAUGAGUUUGCCCUGGUUGUUGUCAAUGACGAUGCCCUAUGGUUGUCAGGCUUCACCUCUGACCCCAGGGAGCUGUGCAGCUGUCUCUAUGAUCUGGAGACUAACGUGUGCGAGACCUUCAACCUGGAGGAUCUUCUUAAUGUAAUCCGGCAGAAGAUUGAGCUUCCGUUGAUGGAGAAUGUUCAGACCAUCCCACCACCUUUUGUGGUGCGGACCAUGCUCAUCUACAGCCGACAAGCAGGGCAGCUUCAGUUCAACCCUUCUGAGGCUGUUAGUAAAAUGCUACAGUCUCCAUAUUUUUUCUUUGAUGUGGUAUAUCUACACAACGGGGUGGAGGAGCAGGGCGAUGAGACAAGCUGGAGGGACAACUACACCUCUUUCUGCAACCUGGACUCGAAGGGAGUGUGUUAUCGCUUUGAGGUUUCCCUGAGCGGACCUGCCAUCGAGCUGCACAACUGCAUGGCCAAACUUCUGGCCCACCCCUUACAGAGACCCUUCCAGAGUCAUGCAUCGUACAGUCUGCUCGAAGGGGACGAUCCCCAGGACAUUGAGGCAACAGUCUAAAAACGAGACGCACUCACAAAGCACUGCUUCUCUGUGAAAUGUACGCACUGUAGUUCAACAGAAAAAGGCCUGGGGGGGGGGGGGGGUUCCCAAAUACAACUUAUUACUGAGGGCUGUUUCCCAUUUCCUGCGACAGAGGAAUAAUUCUAAAAAAGGUGACUAUCAACACUAUCUUUGUGUUACAGUAAAUGAGUCAUUUAUUGUUCUAUGCUGGGAAAUAAUAAAACGAUCUGGUUGUUAGCGGAAAAAAACUGAGUUUUCUGAAGGAAUCCUGGGGAUAAAGUGGAUGUUAGAGACUCUGGGAGAUGGAUACAAGUAAAAAGAGAUUAGGAAAGAAUAAAAAAGUAAAAUAGAACGGUUAAAGCAUAAAACUUUAUCACACAUACUCCCUUACUGUUUGUUUUCCCUCAAAUCUUAGACCACGCUGAUCUUGUGUUUGUCUUAAAAGAGGAAAUCAAACAUACUACAGUGUCGGUUAAAGUUUUCCACAGCAGGUCUUUUGGAACGUUAAAGUAAUCAUGUGUCAUGGAGGCUACAACUUUCUCCUUGUUCGUUAGUCGUUUUCCUUCUUUUGUUGCCUUUUUUAAAAUCUAUUUUGUUUUAUUUUACAAAGGGUUGUUUUUAAUAAGUGUUCAUGUGUCACUCCUGUAUGUUACACAGACAAUGAAAGUGUGUACAGUAAUAUAAAUGUGGCCUCAUUUGAUUUAAAUCGUUUUUCGUUGACCAGGAUCUCUGUGGCUUCAGCGGGUUGAUUGUGAAAAAGGCCCCUCGCACUUCUAGCUGCGCUUAAAACACAUUGUAUAGAUGAGCUUUUUGAAGCUGUUCCUGUAUAUUAAAAAAAGACAUAUGUUUCAUGUUGAUAUUCA
This is a messenger RNA of Paralichthys olivaceus (Japanese flounder), 2287 nucleotides long. RefSeq names its product BRISC and BRCA1 A complex member 1 (gene babam1). Gene Ontology annotation, cellular component: nuclear body; BRISC complex; BRCA1-A complex. NCBI's taxonomy places the organism in Eukaryota, Metazoa, Chordata, Actinopteri, Pleuronectiformes, Paralichthyidae. The record is from RefSeq and is a predicted model, not a curated record. Gene Ontology annotation, biological process: mitotic G2 DNA damage checkpoint signaling; positive regulation of DNA repair; double-strand break repair.